AUGGAGCGUCGCACGUUCCUGUCACUCCGGUCAGUGGCACCAGUGAUAGGGCUUGUGGCUGCGGUUCUGUUCGUCUCAUGCUCGAGCGGCCUAUGGAGGAGUGAAGCAGCCGGAACACUAAUAACACCACAAUGUGAUAAAAAUGAGGAGAUGACCACUUGUACCUGCGGAUGGGAGGCAAGUUCAAACGGAGGAGCAGACGGAAAGGGUAGCAGCGCAACUCUGUCUGAAUCGAGCACUGGAAUCACUAUUCAGUGUCCCCGAACAGGCUUCGAUUUUGUGCCCUCCGACGGAAAGUACGUAUGCGCUGGAGAAGAAGCGGAGGGGCCUCUGAAAGCAUGUCGAGCUGGUGCUGGCAAGAAACCUCCCAUCACGGAUUUCAUGAGCCACGUUACCGAGAGCGACCUACUAGCGUGGACAGAGGCAUCCGGUACAACAAAGGAUUAUUCUCUAACAUCACCGCCAGGUAGUUUCCCUCUUAACGACAAAAGCUUCUUCGCUGGCUGCGUGGAAACAGGUCAAGACAACGGUAACCCCAAGCAGUGCUUGGUGACAGUAAGCGUCACGGCCAGGACCUCAUCCGUGAAAUUGACAGUCUUAGGCGAACAAGAAGUUUUGGCAGCUUAG
Neospora caninum is the source of this 627-nucleotide messenger RNA. RefSeq names its product srs domain-containing protein. The transcript has a single exon. The record is from RefSeq and is a predicted model, not a curated record. Gene Ontology annotation, cellular component: membrane. Lineage: Eukaryota; Apicomplexa; Conoidasida; Eucoccidiorida; Sarcocystidae. Bases 1 to 627 code for a protein of 208 amino acids.